AUGGACGUGGUUCAAGAUUGGGCCGCCUACUUCCUCGGAAGCGAACAAGCCGCUUUCAUCACCUAUUCGCCAUACCUGUACCGCUUCUACAACGCCGCCUCGACCAUCAAAUCAUGGCUCCUCCCUCUCAUCGACCAAGUCAUCCGCAAACCCGACCUCGCCACCAUCGCACUGCUGCUAGUCAUCGUCAUACUCUCGCUCAAAGUGCUCGACAUGCUGUGGCAAACGGUGGUCUUCUGGUUCAAAAUGGCCAGAAGGCUGCUGUUCUGGGGCGUACUUGCGGCGCUGGGGCUGUGGAUGUGGACGCGGGGACCGGAGGGCGUGUGGGAGGAUGUGCAGUACUGGAGUGAGGCGUGGGGGAAGGAGUAUGGGUAUUGGAAGGAACAGGAGAAAGUGGCGAGGCUGGCCGCGCAAGGGAGGAAUUACGGUGGGAAGCAGCAGAGGCCGGUGGGGUGGUUCUAA
Molecule: messenger RNA, 462 nt
Organism: Baudoinia panamericana UAMH 10762
Lineage: Eukaryota; Fungi; Ascomycota; Dothideomycetes; Mycosphaerellales; Teratosphaeriaceae
Exons: 2
Coding region: 1-462 (153 amino acids)
Source: RefSeq, a predicted model, not a curated record